GCCAGACAUAAUAAGUACAGAGUUGAUAAAAAUGUCUGUCCAGGACCGUCGCCAGUCAUUAUUUCGUAUACCCCACAAAUAAUAUCGUCAUGUCUGGUCGUGGAAAAGGUGGCAAAGUAAAGGGGAAGAGCAAGACUCGGUCCAGCCGUGCUGGUCUUCAGUUUCCUGUAGGUCGUAUCCAUCGUCUUCUGCGAAAGGGAAAUUAUGCAGAAAGAGUUGGUGCUGGAGCUCCAGUGUAUCUUGCUGCAGUUUUAGAAUAUUUGGCAGCUGAGGUUCUUGAGUUGGCCGGUAAUGCUGCUAGAGAUAACAAGAAGACCAGAAUAAUUCCAAGACAUCUGCAGCUGGCCAUCAGAAACGACGAGGAGUUGAAUAAAUUACUCUCUGGCGUCACAAUUGCACAAGGUGGAGUUCUACCCAAUAUCCAGGCUGUUCUACUUCCCAAAAAAACCGAAAAGAAAGCAUAAUUCCUACUUCCCCUAACGCUACAAAAAAAAAAAGGCCCUUUUAAGGGCCAGAAAAUGUACGAAGAAGAGAAUGCUUAAUUGCUUAUACUGAAAAUUGCAGCAUACGUUGGUAAAUCUUUUCCAUAUAUAUAUUUCAUUCAAAAUUCGCACAAAGAUGUGCUCCCAGGACACAUUCGUAUAUAUUUUCAUGUACAUUAUAAAACAUUAACUCAUGGGACUCGGAAAGAAAGGCUAAUGCUAAGCUAUAGGUGAAGGGAGUUUAAGGCGCAUCUGAGAAGUGGCGCCAUCUUGCUGUAUACAUUUGUACUGAAAAGUCGUUCUAUUCUUAACUUUCGUAAGUUAUUACAACGCACAGUUCGGUGUUUUAAGCCCCUUUUCAGAAAUUACAAAUAAUUUAAUUAGAUGGAAUAAUUGCUAUCACAAUAGAUCUUUAUUUAAAAGAAUGAUCUAAUGUAAAGUAAAAAAAUUAAUGUACAA
Molecule: messenger RNA, 941 nt
Organism: Stegodyphus dumicola
Lineage: Eukaryota; Metazoa; Arthropoda; Arachnida; Araneae; Eresidae
Product: histone H2A
Cellular component (GO): nucleosome
Molecular function (GO): structural constituent of chromatin; DNA binding; protein heterodimerization activity
Source: RefSeq, a predicted model, not a curated record